AUGGGCUUCCGGAAAUUCUCCCCCUUGCUGGCUCUAGGCAUCUUGGUCCUGUGCCAGGCAGGCAGCCUCCAGGCGGCGCCCUUCAGAUCCGCCUUGGAGAGCAGCCCAGACCUGGCCACACUUAAUGAAGAGGAAGCGCGCCUCCUGCUGGCUGCACUGGUGCAGGACUAUGUGCAGAUGAAGGCCAGCAAGCUGGAGCUGGAGCAGCAAGAGCAGGUGCAGGAGCUAGAGACGGAGGGCUCCAGUGUCACUGCCCAGAAGAGAGGCUGCAACACUGCCACCUGCGUGACCCAUCGGCUGGCAGGCUUGCUGAGCAGGUCAGGGGGAAUAGUGAAGAGCAACUUUGUGCCCACUAAUGUGGGCUCUGAAGCCUUCGGCCGGCGUCGCAGGGAGCUCCAGGCCUGA
Lepus europaeus (European hare) is the source of this 405-nucleotide messenger RNA. RefSeq names its product calcitonin gene-related peptide 2-like. The transcript has 3 exons. Gene Ontology annotation, molecular function: calcitonin receptor binding; hormone activity. The record is from RefSeq and is a predicted model, not a curated record. NCBI's taxonomy places the organism in Eukaryota, Metazoa, Chordata, Mammalia, Lagomorpha, Leporidae. Gene Ontology annotation, cellular component: extracellular region. The coding region runs from base 1 to 405 and encodes 134 amino acids.